AUGGAGCAUAUCUCCCUAAAAUCCAAAACCACCCAACCUUUACUUACCCAGCCUCUUUACACCCAACUACCACCCCCUCCGGUUGACGAUGUCGAUGGCGAGCAGCCGGCGCCAGUCCAACAAACCCUUACCGGCCUCACGCCACAAAUAUCUAGCCUCGCUUCCGGCCCUUCGACUGAAGAUCGGAACCCUAGAACCUUGAUUCGCCUGUGCCACGGGCUGACCGUCGUUCCUACCGGAGAUGGGUCGGCGGCCAAUGACGUCGCAUCACUGGGAGGAAGCAGUUCCGGUACAGAAUCAGCGAUGGAGAAGAUGGCUCACGGCUGUCUGCUCCCGAUUCAGCCACUUCCGGGCAUCCCACCACCGAAUGCACCGGCCAGGGGGCCUGUGCAGGCGAUUCCGAGUCCGGCAGGCCAGGCAGCCAGAGUUCAACCCAACCUGCCGGCGCGUUCGAUUGCUGAGGAUUACUCUAAUUGUGAAUUUCUUAUCCGCCUCCCUGGAUACUGCCCAAUGCCUGCAUUCCGGGAUUCAAUUGAUGUGCCUUUGGUAGUCAGGAGAUUGCACAAGUCCCGUGAGGAGGUAAGGAAAGAACUUGGAAUUGGAGAGGAUGUGAAGGUUGUUAUUCUCAACUUUGGUGGACAGUCACUAUUUGCAGCCGUCCGGCUGGACAUUAAAGGAAGAGUACCUGCCUCCUGGUUGGCUUUGCCUGGUGUCUUAUACUUUACUGUUGGGUGCUUGGUUUGUGGUUCUUCUGAAAAUCAGAACCUUCCUCCAAAUUUUGUAAAGCUAGCAAAAGAUUCGUAUACCCCUGAUCUGAUUGCUGCAUCUGAUUGCAUGCUUGGAAAAAUUGGAUAUGGAACGGUCAGUGAGGCCUUGGCAUACAAGGUACCAUUUGUCUUUGUGCGUAGAGACUACUUCAAUGAAGAACCAUUUCUGAGAAACUUGCUUGAGUUCUAUCAAGGUGGUGUUGAGAUGAUUAGACAGGAUUUACUCACUGGACACUGGAGUCCAUAUCUUGAACGUGCAGUUGGUCUGAAACCAUGCUAUGAGGGGGGCACUAAUGGUGGAGAGGUUGCAGCUCAUAUAUUGAUGGGUGCAGUCUCUGGAAAAACCAUACAUCAGAUAAGGGAAGAGCAGAUGGAAAGUGGAGGCAUUUGUGUUAGUCUUUUGGUAAUUCUUUCACAGUGUCUAUCUCCUUUUUCAUUCAAGUUAGGGGAGAGAGUUCUUCGAAAAUGUGCUUCUAAACUCAAGCCAUAUCUCCAAGAAGCAGUGAGCUGCGUGGACAUUUCUUUUGGAGAGUACACUAAUAUAGUUGCAUCUAUAUGCCAGGGUGCAACUCAAAGGGAAAAUAUGGUUGUGUUUCUCUUCUAG
Molecule: messenger RNA, 1371 nt
Organism: Fraxinus pennsylvanica
Lineage: Eukaryota; Viridiplantae; Streptophyta; Magnoliopsida; Lamiales; Oleaceae
Source: the annotation of a GenBank genome assembly